GAACCAACAUUAUCACCAGGAAGUGAAGGGCGGUGGUUGAGAAGCAGCAGCAACGGGCUUUAGCUGAUUAGUUUCGGGUCGUCGUAAGGAAUAUAAACACACAAUCAAGAUGUCGAGCAAAAGAGCAAAGGGAAAGACCACGAAGAAGCGCCCCCAGCGCGCCACCUCCAAUGUCUUCGCCAUGUUCGACCAGUCUCAGAUCCAGGAGUUCAAGGAGGCGUUCAACAUGAUCGACCAGAACCGAGACGGCUUCGUCGACAAAGAGGACCUCCACGACAUGCUGGCCUCGCUCGGCAAAAAUCCAACUGAUGAGUACCUGGAGGCCAUGAUGAUGGAGGCUCCGGGUCCCAUCAACUUCACCAUGUUCCUCACCAUGUUCGGAGAGAAACUCAACGGCACAGACCCCGAAGAUGUGAUCCGAAAUGCGUUCGCUUGCUUCGAUGAGGAGGGGACAGGUUUCAUCCAGGAAGAUUACCUCAGAGACCUGCUCACGACGAUGGGCGACCGCUUUACAGACGAGGAGGUGGACGAGCUUUUCAGGGAGGCUCCCAUCGACAAGAAGAGCAACUUCAACUACGUGGAGUUCACGCGCAUCCUAAAGCACGGAGCCAAGGAUAAGGACGAUUAAAAAGAGAGCCAUCACCAGCAUAUUCCUCCUCUUCUUACUAUUCUCUGUGCUGCAUGUCUCAACUCUCUCUCUCCAGUUUAAAUCCAGUUUAUAUAAAGAAAACCAAAGCAAUAACUUACCUGCUGUAUUUGUCAGAACUUCAAAUACUGUCAGAUUUUACACGAGCUCUAAUCAGAAGAAGUUUUAAACGGUUGUCAGAUGUGUUUUCUUCUUUCUCUCUCUGUCAUGUAAAGAUGUGAAGCAGCAGCAGCAGCAUAUUAUUAUUAUUAUUGGAGGCUCUUAAGGGAUUACAUUAACGUCUUUGCUUAUUAUCAUCAUGAUCGGAUUCAUCCUGAAUUUUUACAGUUUUUAUAAUAUAAACUUUUUAAAAAAUAAAAGCCCUCUAUCAAGUUGUAGUUUGCUGACUUGUUUUCCCCCCUUGACUUGGCAUAAAUGACAACUGAAAUAAG
This is a messenger RNA of Scomber scombrus (Atlantic mackerel), 1077 nucleotides long. It is a transcript of the gene myl12.1, whose product is annotated as myosin, light chain 12, genome duplicate 1. Gene Ontology annotation, cellular component: cytoplasm. Gene Ontology annotation, molecular function: calcium ion binding. NCBI's taxonomy places the organism in Eukaryota, Metazoa, Chordata, Actinopteri, Scombriformes, Scombridae. The transcript has 4 exons. The record is from RefSeq and is a predicted model, not a curated record. The coding region runs from base 110 to 628 and encodes 172 amino acids.